Molecule: messenger RNA, 282 nt
Organism: Colletotrichum lupini
Lineage: Eukaryota; Fungi; Ascomycota; Sordariomycetes; Glomerellales; Glomerellaceae
Exons: 3
Coding region: 1-282 (93 amino acids)
Source: RefSeq, a predicted model, not a curated record
AUGUCAGCACCGAUCUCCAUUCGCAUUCGCACCCCUCACCGAACGACAUGUUCACGCCCCCCAUGUAACCCCCAAACCCCACCACAGUUCCAGGCAGGUUUCUUUGGUACUGUGAACGGUGGUACAGACAUCUUCAUCCUGGAAUUCCUCAGCGGCAUCAAGCAGAAGAAAAAAACGCGGCUGUUGUUUUUUGGCUUACGAUUCGCCGAGUUAAGACGUCUCUUCCCUCGGCCUGCACAUACAUUUUCCACAUAUACGCCGAACACGCCUCCUCUACCUUGA